Molecule: messenger RNA, 6785 nt
Organism: Podarcis muralis (Common wall lizard)
Lineage: Eukaryota; Metazoa; Chordata; Lepidosauria; Squamata; Lacertidae
Gene: AMOTL1
Product: angiomotin like 1
Biological process (GO): regulation of cell migration; hippo signaling; establishment of cell polarity involved in ameboidal cell migration
Cellular component (GO): bicellular tight junction; cytoplasmic vesicle; plasma membrane
Source: RefSeq, a predicted model, not a curated record
GGAAAUAGGGGCUGUUUGGAGUAUUUCGUGCGUGUUUGUUUGCUGCUUUUUCGGAGCGCCUGCAAACGGCGCUUUGCGAGGACGCAGCCUGUCAUUUGCGCGCUUGGGGAGGGGGGGGAGAGACACCCCUCCUCUCCCCAUUGCUUCUCUCCUCUCCUCCCCUUCCUUCUCUUUUCUUUUUCCUGGGCUGGGCUGGAAGUGGGAAGCUGAGCCGCGCUCGCUUCGCGGGGUCUCUUGCGGGGAAACUUCGGAGCCAAAGAGGCCUCCCAUCCAUUUGCUACACUUCCAGUACUCCUGCCCAGAUACUGGAAGAAACUGGCUGCCUUUACACAGAUCCUCAGCUGUUUGGCAGCAGGCGGGAUGGUUCACCGUUAAUGAUAGACUUUGUCAGCGAUACUGAAACUGAAGACCCCCCUUGCAACUUCCACCCCCCGAGCUUCCUCCAGGUUUCAGAGGUGGAAAUGAGAGGUUCGGAGGACGUUGCCCCUGGCACUGUGUUACAGCGGUUGAUCCAGGAGCUGCGCUAUGGCAACCCGAGCGAGAACAUGAACCUGCUGGCCAUCCAGCACCAGGCCACAGGGAGCGCGGGACCAUCCAACCUCACUGCCAGCACGCUGCUUUCUUCUUCCACGGAAAACCUGGUGCCCGAAGACCCACAAAUGGUCCAGCAGUCAGCCCGGCAGGAACCACAGGGCCAGGAGCAUCAAGGGGACAGCACUGCGAUGGAGAAGCAGCCCAGGGGCGCCCAGCCUCAGCAGAACAAUGAAGAGCUGCCAACUUACGAAGAGGCCAAAGCCCAGUCUCAGUUUUUCAGGGGCCAGCAGCCCAGCAGCACCGCUGGGGCAGGUUUUUACAUGGCUGGAACCUCCUGCCCGAAAUCCAGAACGGAAGGGAGGCCGACAUUGGCCCGAGCCAACAGCGGGCAGGCGCACAAAGACGAGGCCCUCAAGGAACUGAAGCAAGGCCACGUGCGAUACCUUAGCGAGAGGAUCAUGCAGUUGUCGCUGGAGAGGAACGGCACGAAACAGCAUCCACCUGCCUUGGGGAGAAGCAAAGGGUUCAAAGCGGGAGGGCCGUCCCCUCCUCAGUCCACCAGCAAAGGUGUGGAUCCAAGGGGCCCGCCGCCGGACUACCCGUACAAAAGCAAGCAGGUGGUCUCUCCAGUGAGCAAAGCUCAGGAGCACGGGAUGUUUUUUAACGACCAGCAUUCUGGAGUCCUCCAGGAAGUGGUGAUGCCCUCCUAUUCAGCACCCCAGGCAGCGAGGAGCGACGUAGCUGUUGUCCGUUAUCAGCCUCCCCCAGAGUAUAGCCUGACUAGCCGUCAGUGCCAGUCAUCUUUUCCAACCCUGCAACAGCAGCACAGCCCGAUGUCCUCACAGGCCUCCUCUCUUACUGGCCCACUGCACUCUGCCUCUUUGCCGCCCCUCUCGAUGGCCAUGGCGUCUCAGUCCCUGCCUGCAACUCCGCCGAGCCAGCAGCAGGAGCAGCCGCUCCCACCAGAUGCCUUCACUAUAGUCCAGCGAGCCCAGCAGAUGGUGGAGAUGCUCUCCGACGACAACGAGGCCCUGCAGAAGGAGCUGGAGGGCUACUAUGAGAAAGCAGAUAAACUCCAGAAGUUUGAAAUAGAAAUCCAGAGGAUUUCAGAAGCCUAUGAGGACUUGGUGAAGACCACCACCAAGAGGGAAUCGCUGGACAAGGCAAUGCGUAACAAGCUGGAAAGCGAAAUCAGGCGUCUCCAUGAUUUCAACCGGGCCUUACGUGAGCGAUUGGAGGCUGCCAACAGGCAGCUAGCCAGCAGAGAGUUUGAUGGGAACGAAGAUAAGGCAACAGAGGGUCUUUAUGCCUCUCAGAACAAAGAACAUUUGAAAGAGAAAGAGAAGCUGGAAAUGGACUUGGCAGCCCUGCGCUUGACCAGCGAGGAGCAGCGAAGGCACAUCGAAAUCCUGGACCAGGCGCUCAACGGUGCACAAGCCAAAGUCGUCAAGCUAGAAGAGGAGCUGUGCAAGAAGCAAGCUCACGUCGAGAAGGUGGAGAAGCUUCAGCAGGCCUUGACCCAGCUGCAGGCAGCCUAUGAGAAACGGGAGCAGAUGGAGCGCCGCCUGCGCACCAGGCUGGAGAGAGAGCUGGAAUCCCUGAGGAUGCAGCAGCGGCAAGGGAGCUACCAGUCAGCCCCACUGCCAGAGUACAACGUCCCUGCGUUAAUGGAACUGGUGCGUGAGAAGGAGGAGAGGAUUCUGGCUCUGGAAGCCGACAUGACCAAGUGGGAGCAGAAGUACCUCGAAGAGAGCGCCAUUCGGCAUUUUACCAUGAACGCCGCGGCGGCAACUUCCAUGGAAAAGGAUGCCUCAGCCAUUAAUCACUCGCGGAACGGGAGCUACAGUGAAAGCUCCCUGGAGGUCCGCAUGUGGCAGGAGGAAGAAGAGAUUUUGCAAGCCAACCGACGGUGUCAGGACAUGGAAUACACGAUAAAGAACCUGCAUGCAAAAAUCAUAGAGAAAGAUGCCAUGAUCAAAGUGCUUCAGCAGCGGUCCAGGAAGGACCUUGGCAAAACUGAUGCUUCAAGCUUGCGACCUGCUCGGUCGGUCCCAUCCAUUGCUGCAGCCACUGGAACUCAUUCCCGCCAGACGUCCCUCACCAGCAACCAGGUGACCGAGGAGAAGAAAGAAGACAAGACUUGGAAAGGGAGCAUAGGAUUGCUCUUAGGGAAGGAGACCCAGGACCAGUCGCCCAUCCCUUUGUUGCCACCUCCACCUCCUGCCACACUGUCUUCUGGAAUGUCCUCGUGGCCGGUGACUGUCUGCCACACUAAGACGGGGAGCAAAGACAGCAGCACUCAGACGGACAAAGCCUCUGAACUUUUCUGGCCAAACUCUGCCUCUUUUCCGGGCAGAGGGAAGUUGACUAACACCCCAGGGGGCAGCCCAGCCCUCAGGCACACUGCAGGCAGAGGCGUUGGAGAGAGACCGGAGAACUCUCCCAGCCAUGGCAAGCUACCGGACAGCAGCAAAGGCGGCAGGGUCAGCAGCCUGCUUCACAAACCUGAAUUCCCAGAUCCAGACAUGAUGGAAGUCCUUAUCUGAAGCUACAGUUCUCAGGUGCUGCCUUUUCCCCUGCUGGUGCACACAGCCCCCUGAAGGAGGGUGCUGCCGUCGUUGGCACUGUUGCUGCUGCUGCCGUGCAAAACUCGAGAGCUCUGGAGAAUGGUACAAAACCGGACCAAAGAAGUUUAAAUCUAGACGGCAAACGAGACUUUUAAGCAAAGCACAGAGCAUGUGAGACGUUGGAGAUGGGACAUUUGGGAUACCUGCUACGUACAAUCAUAAAAAAAAUUUACAUUGGCUAAUGAGAUGUGGAUUUGAAAGAGCGACGGCAAAAGCAAGACAUGGGCAACUGCAUUUUCUGUCGGGGGUGGGGGGGGAGAACUUUGGAAGGCACAGUCAGCAUGCCGAGGACAAUUCUGCAACCACCAAGUUAGUGGUGGUUGCUUUUUAAAUCACCUGCUAGCUCUAGCUAACCAGAGCAGCCACAUUCCCUCUGUGAAAUGUUUUGUGCAAUGUGCACCCCUGGGACGAGGGAGCAGGACUUCCCUAUAUUUAGACAUCAUCCCACUGCCUUCUUCCUGCUGUUUUUGUUUUAAUCUCCCUCCCACCCACCUUUAGAGAGAGAGAGAGAGAGAGAGAGAGAGAUGGUUAAAAACAGGGUGCGGAACAACGUGCCCUUCUGAUAAAUUUUCGCAACUCUUCGCCUCUAUUUAAUAUUUAUUGAGGAACGACAGCAUGCGGUUGCCAUCACAGAAGCAGCAGGGUCCUUCCUUGCUAAGAGGGCUUAGAACAUGGGUAGCUGAUGGGGGGCUCUCCAGAUGUGCUUGGAUUAGAGCUCUCUUUCGCCCCAGCUAAGAGCCAGGAUUGAGCUGUAGCCCUGUAACAUCUGAAGAGCACAACGUUGGCUGCCACUGGCUUCAAAUCUAAUGUUAUCUCACGCAUUACAGGUGAGACUUAGUUACCUCUUUCCAGUAGUAGUAGUAAUAAUAAUUUUAUUAUUUAUACCCCCCCCCCCUCUGACUGGGUUUCCCCAGCCACUCUGGGCGGCUGGGUUGUUCUGCUGGGGCAAGAAACCUACCAGCCAAACAAAAAUAGUCAUUAAAAAGCACCUUAAAACCUGAUUUGUGGUCUCAUAAACUUUCAUGGGCUUAGAGUUUCGAGCAGGGGAUGUUCCCAGCUCUGCCUGGAGAUAUUGAGGAAUUGACCUUGGGAACUUUCUGCUUUAUCGCUGAACUACGGCUCUCCCUUGUCAAAUACAGGCAUGGAAUCCUAUGUAACACCAUCAUAGGAAGCUGCCUAGAUGUCUGGGUGGUUUCAAGUAGACCAGCAAGGAUUUUUCAUUCCCGCUUGUUUAAGAACGGCAGCAGAAAAUGCCCCCUCCCCAUUAUACUGCUGAAAUUAAGAAAACUGGGCGAGGGGGAGCAAGAGGUAACCAGCAGAAUGUGCUUGGGGUGUGUGAGUUCAGUUCUCAGAACAGAAUUCCCAGACUCGGAAACCUUUAAGUGUAAAUGUACGCCUUUUGCACCAGUUGCGGUUGGCGGGUCUCAGGAUUCUUGUAUAAAAACAAAGUUAGUCCCACAGUCCUGAGGUCUGCCCACUGCUGCUAUAAACAGCUUCGCUUCAGUGUCCCUUUUCCUAGGUUUUCUGCUAGUUUUCCAAAACUGUUCGAUGUGUGGCCGUGCAUGUUUUGCAAGGGCCAUAAGCUUUGCUCUUCCGUCUCGUGCAGGUUCUGUGAAAUGCUGAGCCGUUUAGCAGUGCUUUGUCUUUUAAACCAACCACCAAGCUCUUAACCCUAACUCUUAGAGAUUCAAACAGUGGUAAUUGCCAUCUGCUUUGUGCAUUUAUCCCAACCAGCAAGGGUGACUGCAGGAAGCCACCUAGGUUGCCCUGUGGUCUUUGUUGAAAGGCCAAGUGGAAACGGAGCAUAAUACAUACUCUUCCCAUGUGUGAUUCCUGGCAAAUGGAGGGCACAGCAAUAGCCAUCAUGACUAGUAACCACUGAUAGACUUGCAGCAAGAAGACAUAGACAAGCUCAGCCUCCUAUGUCAUACAUGCUUGGCUCAGCAACACUUAGCAAGUGGGAUCCAAACGUAAGUUUCACUUAGUUCCUGUUGGAAAUCAGUGGGACAACUUUCCAUGUUGGAUUUCAGUGGGACCCGAAGUUCAGCUAACUAACCUGUUAAGUUUUUGCAUUUUCACACAGGAUUGCUAUGGAUUUAUACUUGGCCAACAGGGUUUUGUGUGUCGUUGUUGGUCUGGGGAGGUGGCUGGGGAUGUGCAUUUGCACCCGCGUCAUUAGGGAAUAGGGAUAGGGAAUGAGCACCCCUGUCCCCACCGUACCAUGCCAAUAGGGAUUGCAUUGGGUGUCGUUAGUUUUCCCCCCCCAUUGGUCAGUUGCUGCUGUGCUGUACUCUUUUUUUCUGAAUGAACAAUUCAGUGAGCUUCUGUACAGUGCUAGCAACUAUUUGUCCCAAGAAACAUCUCCGUAUUAACUCCCAAUUCAUACCUCUUGAUGAGGCGUUAUGCGCAGAUAAGCCUCCCAGAGCCUGUAGAGGCUGUCAGCCCUCAAAACAACUGUAAACAGCAGCACCUUGAAAUUACACACACACUUCUCCAUGCCCUACCCGUCAGACAAGGAGAGAGCCUUGCUGCCUUUUGCUGGAAAGAAAUCAAGGGCUUUCCUUGUUCCCUCUAGCACAGGGAUGAAGAACCUGUGACCUUUCAGAUGUUCUUAGACUCCAUCUCCCAUUGGCCCUAGCCAAUGGGGCCAGUGUUUUGGUAUGAUGGGACUUGUUGUCUUUCAACAUCUGGAGGGUUACAGGCUCCCUACCCAUGCAUGGUGCUGCAUUCCACAAGAGUGAACAGGCAGCACCAGGGACUCAGUUUGCAUGGGUAGGGCAUGGGGAGAACUGGAAAGGCAUGGCUGGCUGGCAGUUUGGUGGAGCUACUACAGUCACUUGGAGGCUACUUCAGCUUCUCACUUGUUAUUACGGAGCAAACGCAGGAACCAAGGCUGUAUGUGACAUAGUUUGCCCGUUGUGCUGGUCCCGAGGUGCAGUUUUAGGAGAAUCCUCCUGCAGUUUCCUCCUCCUGUAUAUCUAUAUUGAUGUGCCUUUGUACUUGUAGCAUUCAGUUAAGCACCACUUACAGCAACACCCCAAGGGUAAAUUUACAGUGUAAAUGAUGCUUGCGUUUGGCAGGCAACUUUCUGCAGAUGAACUCCGUAUAUAUAUUUGAAAAUUUACAGCCCAAAGGAUCAGGAAAGUCUAUGCUUGCUUCUCUAGUUGUGCUUGGAUGUUUUAAUGCAAAAAAGAGAGGUUUUCUAGAGCACCCCAUGUUAGAGCAGAGUGUAUGUGGAAUACUGCUGUUAUGACUAAAGUGGUGGCUUAACCUUUAGCAAAAACGUUUCUGCCCCUCCUCGAACACCUUGGCUUGUGUGUUACAGUAUUGUGCUGUGUGACAUUUGUGUUGUAUCAAUAUUACAGGUAAACGGGUUGUAAGAUAACGUCAGAUCGCUUCCCUCCCCCUUCCCCCAGUUGUCCUUCUGUUGUACAGAAUGGCUGGUGUAGAGCAUCGUUCAGCUGGAGUGUGUUUGUACAUAUAUGGGGCAGGGAAGGAUCGAGGAGUUUAUACACCUCCCACGAGAAAUACUGAUGGCCUUGGGCCUGCCAAAGAUUUUUGACCUCUGCUGCUUAAAUUUGUGCCUUAAUAUUGUAUAUAAUAAACGUAUACAGUAGUGCGCCC